This is a messenger RNA of Asparagus officinalis (garden asparagus), 1525 nucleotides long. RefSeq names its product histone-binding protein MSI1-like. Gene Ontology annotation, biological process: regulation of gene expression. Gene Ontology annotation, molecular function: histone binding. The record is from RefSeq and is a predicted model, not a curated record. Gene Ontology annotation, cellular component: nucleus. NCBI's taxonomy places the organism in Eukaryota, Viridiplantae, Streptophyta, Magnoliopsida, Asparagales, Asparagaceae.
CCCCCCCCCCCCUCCCUCUUCCCCUAAAAAAAUCUCCUCAACGUUUCCCUCCAUUUUUCCUAGAACCCUAACCCUAGAAGACUCCAAUUCCAGCUCCAUGGCGAAAGACGAGGACGAAUUCAGAGGCGAGGUCGAGGAGCGCCUCAUCAACGAAGAGUACAAGAUCUGGAAGAAGAACACGCCGUUCCUCUACGACCUCGUGAUCACCCACGCCCUCGAGUGGCCGUCGUUGACCGUACAAUGGAUGCCGGACUACUCAGUUCAAAAGAUGAUUCUUGGGACCCACACCUCAGAUGAUGAGCCCAACUAUCUGAUGCUCGCUCAGGUUCAGCUCCCGAUCGAUGACGCGGAGAACGACGCGAGGCAGUAUGAUGAUGAUCGGGGUGAGAUUGGAGGGUUUGGAUGCGCUAGUGGCAAGGUGCAAAUCAUUCAGCAGAUAAAUCACGAUGGAGAAGUUAAUCGAGCUCGAUACAUGCCUCAGAAUCCUUUUAUUAUUGCAACAAAGACUGUCAGUGCAGAGGUGUAUGUGUUUGAUUACAGCAAGCAUCCAUCUAAGCCUCCUCUAGAUGGUGCAUGCAAUCCUGAUUUGAGGCUGAAGGGCCACAACUCUGAAGGAUAUGGUUUGUCAUGGAGUCUUUUUAAACAGGGUCAUCUUUUAAGUGGUUCAGAUGAUGCUCAAAUAUGCUUGUGGGACAUCAAUGCAACACCCAAAAAUAAAUCUCUAGACGCUCUACAAAUUUUUAAGGUACAUGAAGGUGUUGUGGAAGAUGUUGCCUGGCAUUUGAGGCAUGAAUAUUUGUUUGGCUCAGUUGGGGAUGAUCAACAUUUGCUCAUAUGGGAUCUUAGAACGCCAACAGCUAACAAGCCAAUUCAAUCUGUAGUUGCUCAUCAAGGUGAGGUUAAUUGCUUGGCAUUCAAUCCCUUCAAUGAGUGGGUUGUAGCAACAGGUUCAACUGAUAAGACUGUCAAGUUGUUUGACCUCCGUAAGCUAAGUACUGCUCUGCAUACCUUUGAUUCUCACAAAGAAGAGGUUUUCCAAGUUGGCUGGAGCCCGAAGAAUGAGACAAUACUAGCAUCUUGCUGUCUUGGUAGGAGGCUCAUGGUGUGGGAUCUUAGCAGGAUUGAUGAUGAACAGACACCAGAGGAUGCGGAAGAUGGUCCACCAGAACUUCUGUUCAUACAUGGUGGCCACACUAGCAAGAUCUCCGAUUUCUCUUGGAACCCUUGCGAGGAUUGGGUCAUCGCCAGCGUCGCUGAAGACAAUAUCCUUCAGAUAUGGCAGAUGGCUGAGAAUAUCUACCAUGAUGAUGAUGACGUGUUACCAGCAGAAGAACCUCCAAGAGCGACAUAAUUUUGUCUGCUUUAAAUUAUAUGUAGUUUGUUUAUGCCGUCGUAGACGAUUGCUGAAGUAAUGUGCAGUAUCUAGGGUGCGUUUUGUUUCUCUUUUGUUUGUCUAUUAGCUUUACCUGUUAACAGAAUUGUGGCUUUACAAUUUUAUUUUAUGCAAGUUACUUUCAUUGAUCUU